Messenger RNA from Seriola dumerili (greater amberjack), 4184 nucleotides. RefSeq names its product progesterone receptor (gene pgr). The record is from RefSeq and is a predicted model, not a curated record. The coding region runs from base 301 to 2322 and encodes 673 amino acids. Gene Ontology annotation, biological process: regulation of DNA-templated transcription. The transcript is spliced from 8 exons. Lineage: Eukaryota; Metazoa; Chordata; Actinopteri; Carangiformes; Carangidae. Gene Ontology annotation, molecular function: sequence-specific DNA binding; zinc ion binding; DNA-binding transcription factor activity.
AAAUAUUCUCAUUUACUUGAGUUUGCUAAAUUUAUUUCCUGAAAGAGCUCAGAACUACGCACUCUUAAUCCCUCAUCAUCAACACUCUAAUAGGCUAACAGGCUAAUAGUUGGGUCUCUUUUCUUUUCUGUUCAGUUGUUAAAUUUUAUGGAGCAGACUCUGAUGUGAAAGAAAGGCGAAGUCACAGCCUUUCUCGACAGGGAGGAGGAUUACAGGAAGGUCUCUGAGCCACAGCUUAUCACACCCCAUCCAGCCUCCGGACGCACUCCAGUCUCUGCUGUGCGCUUCGCAGCUCAGAAAAUGGAAAGUAAAAUAAACGGAAGGAUGAGCACCAUCAGUACUCCGAUCGCUGAUUCAACCGAUACAAGAGUAAGUGACUUGAUGGAAGCUGGGAACAGUAAUAGUAAAUUAUCUAACGAUUCGCAGUCUUUAACUUGCAUGUCCUCCUCCGUGCGUAAUUUUGGAAACGGCGGCACACUGAUCCACGGUCUAAAUUCAAGUGGCGACGGCGCAGUUUUCAAAGACUGUAACAUACUCGAUGGUUCACUCGCUACAAAACACUUUUAUGACCGUAGCGGUGAAUAUCUGAAGUGUGACAGUGUGCCGUGGGAGGAUUUUGUAAAAGUUCAGAGGACGAAUGUAGCCACAUCCGAAAGUUUGUCAGGCGCAAGUGUAAGUCUCUCCUCGACCACCGGUGCGUGUAAGUUCAUCAAAGACGAAAAGGAGCCUUCUGUGAUUAUGGACACCCCCUGUCCCACCUUUGAGCCAUCAUCGGAGAUAUUUCCUCUUGACACCUGCUGUGACACCGACAGGAAGCAGCAGCUGGGGCUCAGUGGCUGCGAGUCCACAAGCUUCAGGUCGACCCCGGCGGGUCCUCCGCCUGGGCUGGAAGGAUCUCCAAACUUUUUGAUUGACCUGAACCAGUCGGAGCAGCUGAGCCAGGUGAGGACGGACUCCAGGUGUGCUCUGUCCGGGAAGACUUCCAUCAACUUUGACGCCAACACGCACGCAGCCUCGCAACAGAUGAUGUACAAGAACGAGGCUCCCCGUUGGCAGAUGCAGACAUCUCCGGCUGAGCCUCAGUACUGGUGCCAGUCCGCAGGGGUGACCGAGGACCCGUUCACACACCGCGGCUAUGAUGGGAUCCAGAACCAGGCCCUGUCCCAGAGGAACCCUUCACCUUUCUCUGCAUUCCCCGGUAUGCCACCUCAGAGACUGUGUGUGAUCUGUGGCGAUGAGGCAUCUGGUUGCCACUAUGGAGUCUUAACCUGUGGGAGCUGUAAAGUCUUUUUUAAAAGAGCAGUUGAAGGCAGUCAUAGCUAUCUCUGCGCUGGGCGAAAUGACUGCAUUGUGGACAAAAUCCGGAGGAAGAAUUGCCCUGCGUGUCGCCUGCGAAAGUGCUAUCAAGCGGGAAUGAUGCUUGGAGGCAGGAAGUUGAAGCGUUUCGGGGCCUUGAAAGCCUUCGGUUUGGCCCCGUCCCUGAUGUUCCAGUCCCAUUUGGCCAUGUCCAGUGACGGCCAGGCCUUGACCUCCAUGUCUUGCAUACCAGGCAUCCGUGAGGUGCAACUCACCCAACAGAUCAUCAAUAUCCUGGAAAACAUCGAACCAGAGAUCAUGUACUCCGGUUAUGACAGCUCGCAGCCCGAUGCUCCCCAUCUUCUGCUCACCAGUCUCAACAGGCUGUGUGAGAAACAGCUGCUGUGGAUUGUCAAGUGGUCCAAGUCCUUGCCAGGGUUUCGUAAUCUUCAUAUCACUGAUCAGAUGACCCUCAUCCAGUACUCGUGGAUGAACCUCAUGGUGUUCUCGCUUGGGUGGCGCUCCUUUCAGAAUGUCACCAGUGAAUAUCUAUACUUCGCACCUGAUCUGGUUCUUAGUCAGGAGCAAAUGAGGAGAUCUCCCAUUUACGAGCUCUGCCUGGCAAUACAGUUUAUUCCUCAGGAGUUUGCAAAUCUUCAAGUCACCCGCGAGGAGUUUCUCUGCAUGAAAGCCAUAAUACUACUCAACACAGUGCCUCUUGAGGGACUCAAAAGCCAGGCAGUCUUUGAAGAGAUGAGACAAAACUACGUCCGGGAGCUGACCAAGGCUAUCCACAUGAGGGAGAAGGGCAUGGUUGCCAGCUCACAGCGAUUCUACCACCUCACCAAACUGAUGGACGCCAUGCAUGAUAUAGUGAAGAAGGUCAACCUGUUCUGUCUGAGCACCUUCAUCCAGGCAGACGCCAUGAAAGUGGAGUUUCCAGAGAUGAUGUCAGAGGUCAUUGCCUCCCAGCUUCCCAAGGUCCUGGCAGGCAUGGUGAGGCCCCUCUUAUUCCACACCAAGUGAUGAUGCCGGCUCAGACGUCACAACUCUGCGGAGACAACUUGCGACUGGAUUAUUCACAAUUAUAAAUAUAGUCGGUCAUCUGUACUUUGCCAAACUGCCUCUAAUGCUCUUUAUGAGGUAAACUAUAAUGAACACAUUCCUUAAAAUACAGUUUUUAGUAGAGAACUAUCUCAUAUAUUAUAAAUUCAGAGGCAUCGUUUAUUAAAGGUCCUCUGUUUAAAUUCUGGAGUAGCCACCCUCUCCCAUCCUACAGCUUGUGUACAGAUGGUACUUACUAGCUGAUAUACAGUAGGUUUUGAGAACCCUUAGAGAUACUGAUAUUUUUGUACUGAAGCUGUAAAAAAGAAAAAAAAAAAUCAAACAGAAAAUUUCAGGAUUUAUUCUCACCAAAAUUGUAUUCUUAAUAAAGGAAAAUCACAGGAGACACUGAAACCUGCUGCUUAAACUAAUGAAAAGCUUUUAUGGUUCACAGCAGAGCAACUUAAUGCACCUAUUUCAGGGAGGAGAGACAGAAAGAUAACUGUCUUUAAAAUGUGUGUGUUUAAAAAAAGUAAGCUUAAGUGAACUACAAAUAAUUCAGUCACCGCACAUCUCUGCCAGCACUGCACAAUAUGCCUUAAAUGUGUUAUUUUUUUUAAAAAUGGAACGGAUUUAAGAUUUUUUAUUCUGCAUCUGGAUCUGAAUCAAAAUACACACAAUGACAGAUGUCAGAAGGAUGCAUGUGACAAAUUUAAUUCAAGUGAGUGCAGUAGUUCAUGAAAAAAUGUAAAAAAAAAAAAAAAAACCAAAAGUGUUCAAUGUAUUUAACAAUGUCAAGAAAAACCUUUAAAAAAUUCUGGAACAGCAUUCACAUGUGUAACAACAGCUGAUCACCUCUCCUUCGUCCAAUAAUCGUACUUUACACCAAAUUCUAUUUAAGUCAGUUAAGCUUAAGCGGGAUGUAACACAUAAGUGCCAUGGUAAUGAAAAUGUGCAAUAAAAACAAAUUUUCACGAAGGAAGGUAUAGAAGAUAACUACAUUAUCCGUCAGUCUAAUCCUAGACUUUCUCAGUGAUAAACACAACCAUGUCUUAAAGUAGGGACACAUGGAGACAAAUACAUUUCACCUUCCAACAGUCAGUCAGUCACAGGACUUUCUCACCAUUCUGUUUUAGAUGUUGAAUUUAGAGUUCCUUGCUGCAGUGAGCACAAAAUAUACUCACUAAUUGUGACAAAGGAUUUGGACCACAGGUCUAAUAAAUCACUCUGUUUAUUUAUAGAAAUGUUUUUGCACCUUCAAGACACAGUAGAUGAUUGCAAGGAAACAAGCUUGCCAUAUAAAAAAAAAAAAAAGAAGGGGGAUGCCAAAUGUUACAUAUUCAGGAUGUGGAUGUCAUUUCCCUGAUAUGCUCCUCCAAAUUCAGACUGUAAGGGAGUAUUAUUCCAGCAUCACUGUUCAAGGCCAUUUCACAUUCUUAAAGAUGUAAAAGAACAUCCUGAUCUUGGGAAGUGAGAGAUCUCAAAUAACUUUCCAAAUAAAUUUUUGGCCACCAGAGAAAGUUUUACUUUGGAGUAAACCUUCAGUUUGUAAUAACUGAAGAACGAAAAGGUUGUGAUUAUUUUUUUUCUUUUAACUUUUCCUGAAAUAAUAUCACUUUUUAGAUGAUUAUGUCUUUGGAAAUGUUGUGACAGUAAUAGAAAAUUAAAUAUUAAACAGCAUCUUUACCAUAAUAUAAUCUGCUAAAUGUCUAGUUGUCAUUACUAGUACACCAGUGUACCAGUGAGUACAGUACCACAACAAGCAUUAAAGGUGAAGGUUCCACCUCAUGAACAUUGCGUUCAUGACAGUAUAAAAAAAACACAUUUUUACAUAUGGCAUAUGU